Molecule: messenger RNA, 1131 nt
Organism: Spathaspora passalidarum NRRL Y-27907
Lineage: Eukaryota; Fungi; Ascomycota; Pichiomycetes; Serinales; Debaryomycetaceae
Product: palmitoyltransferase
Exons: 1
Coding region: 1-1131 (376 amino acids)
Biological process (GO): monoatomic ion transport; peptidyl-L-cysteine S-palmitoylation; protein targeting to membrane
Cellular component (GO): Golgi apparatus; endoplasmic reticulum; membrane
Molecular function (GO): protein-cysteine S-palmitoyltransferase activity
Source: RefSeq, a predicted model, not a curated record
AUGCUCUUUAUAUUAAUACUUGGGAUAACUAUUAUCAGUUCAUUCCUUUCAGCUAUAGUAAUAUUUGGAGACCUGCCAAGUUUUAGAAACACUCCAAUCCACAAACUACGAAAAGCCAUAUUCACGACUACUGAGCAAAUAACUCACGUCUAUAAUUACCUAGAUCGGAAAACCAAUGGAAAACUUUUGAAGUGGUUGAGUUGGUUGGUGCCAUCAGGUUACCUUGCAGUAGUCACAUUUUGCAUUUACCAAUUCUUAGUCAAGACAAUCCCCAUGGUAACCACGUCUAUGAUCGGACCUUACUACAAAACAGAUAUCACAUUCAUUAUAAUUUUAGUUUAUUCCUCGACUAUUUUGGCAAUUUUUUCCGAUCCCGGUGUAGUCAGUUCGAAAAAACCCGUGCCUCACAACUACAAGUUUCAGAAUAACCAACUAAUAUUUUUUAACGACAAGACAUGCAAUACUUGUCAUAUAGUCAAACCACCACGAUCAAAACAUUGUUCAAUAUGUGGUCAUUGCUACUUAUUAUAUGACCAUCACUGUGUAUGGGUAAAUAAUUGCAUAGGUUACUACAACUACAAGUGGUUUCUCUUAUUCUUGGUUGCUAAUAUCAUCAUGCUUGGCUACGGUGGAUAUGUGUGCUACCAAGCGCUAAUUUUUCAAUUCAGACACAACCUUGGUGGGGCAGACAACGGUGGUGCAAACAAUGCAAUCAGUAAAUUUUGGAAAUUAAUUACAAAAACCACCGAUGCAAAUAAAAUAACAGGAAUAUUUUUAAUUCUAUGCAUUAUUUUCAUAAUAAUUACAACAUUAUUUACCGGGUUGCAUUUACAAUAUGUUUAUCUUGGGGUUACCACGAAUGAAUUAGACAAAUGGUCAGAAAUUGAACAUUUGAUUAGAUUAAGGGCUUUAUAUAGAGUCGAGCCCCCAGUUAAUAAUGAGGAGCCAUUUGUGGAACAAGUGUUACUUUCCUCGGGGGAGCCAGCUUAUUUGAGUUUGAAAAGUGAAGAAAUUCUAAUUAAUCGCACCAACAUCAAUAACUUCACUUUAACUUGCAUAAAUUCAAUGGAACACGAAUUAACUAACGUGUAUGACAAAGGGUUUUGGAACAACCUAAAGGAAAGACUUUAG